Messenger RNA from Penicillium maclennaniae, 261 nucleotides. RefSeq lists its product as uncharacterized. The record is from RefSeq and is a predicted model, not a curated record. The transcript has a single exon. NCBI's taxonomy places the organism in Eukaryota, Fungi, Ascomycota, Eurotiomycetes, Eurotiales, Aspergillaceae. Bases 1 to 261 code for a protein of 86 amino acids.
AUGCGCAAAGGUCGCCCAAUGAGCGUCAAUGAGCUCGUUCAACUUCGACGAGAGCUGGGUCCCUCUGUGGUCAUAGUCGAAUGGGUUAAGCUAGCACCGGAUUCAUACGAUCUAUACGAUAUAUUGAUGGUAGUGUAUCAGCCGGGAUCGCUUAUCACCCCCAGUGCCAUAGGUCACUUCAAGGAAGCAGACGUGGAAAAAUGGAUCAAUGAGUGUCUCAGUGUCGAUGAUUUUGCAGAUCCCACGCGGAACGAGUAUUAA